This is a messenger RNA of Acanthochromis polyacanthus (spiny chromis), 5026 nucleotides long. RefSeq names its product tripartite motif-containing protein 16-like. The coding region runs from base 2435 to 4108 and encodes 557 amino acids. The record is from RefSeq and is a predicted model, not a curated record. NCBI's taxonomy places the organism in Eukaryota, Metazoa, Chordata, Actinopteri, Pomacentridae. Gene Ontology annotation, molecular function: zinc ion binding; protein binding. The transcript has a single exon.
AGGUUUUUAUUUUAUCAGCAGAAAGCAAUCUCAGUGGAGCUCCUCCUGUUUCUACAUUUCUGUCCAGUUGAAGAAAUGAGUCACAAAUAAAAUCAAACAAGAAAUAUGUAUAAUAACAUGGAAGCAAUGAAUAUAACAACAGACAGCAGUUGCACAUAUUCAGGAAAACAUUAUUCAACCAUCUCAGAUUCUUAUAGCGUAGAAUUUGGUUCUUUGUGGAGAUAUUUGUGUAGUUUUUGUUUACUUUCUGGGGCACAUUUUCUUAAAAAGUGACUCGUUGACCCAUUUUCAGCAGGUUUUUCUGCACGUUGAUUUUUCAUGCUGGCAAUAAAAAGUAUUUGAUGUAAAGCUAAAAUUUCACAAACAUUUUUGUAAAUACAUUAAUAAGAAUUCAGGCAAAUCAGAGAUGUAAAAAUCUGAUGUUCUGAGAUGGAACGACCCAUUUCAGCUUUUAUGUUUUUAAUUAUCUGACUUUAUUUUGUAGAAAUCUGUUUUCUCUUUGACAGUAAACAUUAGUUUAUUUUUUAAUUGUAUGGACUUUAAGCCAAGUUCGAUUGACCAUGAUUCACUGUUGAGCAGCAGCUAAAGGAGAAAACAUCAGCAGGAAGUGGAGCCUUUUAUAGACAUGCUUACCUGUGGCAGGUAGACGGUGAUGGUCAGAGGUUUGUUUUGCUGUGUGACUGGAGUGUUUCUCUUCCUGGAACAAGAGAGAAAAACCCCAUCAGAUCCAGUCUGAGCACAUAGCUCCUUGUUUCCUGGUGUUCAGAUUAGUGAAAACAUUCUGUAAAACAAACUGUGAAAAUCUGAUGGUACGGAUGCCAGAAAAAAAAAAAGUUCCAAUUAAAAACUGUGAAAAUAACAACUCCAGUAAAAGCAGCAUCAUUUUACAGUUUUUGUAAAAAUACAGAUGUUUGAUGAGACACAUAAAUUAACACUUUUAAAUAAGAUUUUACUAGUUAUUAUCUAUCAUUUAACUUAUGAAAAGUCAGUCAUAGGAGUCAGAGGUGUGUUGGUGGGAGCUUGAAUAAGGCCCUUAACCAUGUCUGUCCUGCUCUGACCCCUGACUCCAACAAGCUGGGAUGUAUGAAAAGAGAUCUCCUCUUGUGCGAUUAAUGAAGUAUAUAGAAUUCAUUUCACUCAGAUGAUCAACAUAAAUACCAAAUGCUUCUCCUUUGGAACAGACUGGUGAGGAUGUCCAAUCAGAGAAUCACAAAAAAGGUAUUUUAUUGGGCCGUCUCCAAUCUUCACCCCUGGGCAUAUGAGUUAAGUCUUUAUUUCAUUUGAACAGCUCAUCAUUUAUUUUUCAUGAUAGGUUAUUAUGUGACAUUCAGGAGAUGAGGAGUUAUAUGUUUCUGAGGUUUAGAGAUAAAUGGUCUGUUGGUAUUUGGUAUAAACCAGAAAUGCGAACUUAUUGUCUUAUAAAGGGAAGAUACAAUGUGGAACCUUUUGUGAAGUAUAAGUAAAAGACAGAGAUCCCUGUGUGCUCUGUUACACUCAGGAACAUUAGCAUUAGCUCUAGAGACUGGGAGGUUAAAUGCUGCUCCAGAGAAGGACAGACUUGGUUUGUUGUGUUAUUUAGGUGAAGUUGAGAAUGAGGUUCAUUUUAUGUUUUAUUGUCCUCGAGAUGAAGAUGUAAGGGGGGUACUUUUCAGUCAGAUGUCCUCUGUUUAUUUUGAUUUCUUUUCGGCUGGAUGACAAAAACCUAGCUGGAAGCUGGAGAACCUAGCGUUAUGUUUGAGAAGAGGAACCUUUUUCAUGGCAGAAUUUCUUUGCCAGGCCUGGAAUAAAAGGGAGCAUAUUUUGUUUAAGGACCAAGCAGCAGAAUGCUGUGUGUUUUGUAUGUAUUGCUGCAAUACUAUUAUAUUGGUGUCUUGUAAAUCCAUGACGGAAGGGCACCCUUGUGUGCAUGACACGAAAAUAAAGACAUCAAUCAGUGAUCUGUUUGACGAAGUAACUUCGAGCACCAACCAGCUGCACCUGUGCUGAAUUAGGUGAAGUCAUUUGGAAGACAGGAAAUUCUUAUACAAUCACUUGUUUUUGUAUUUUUGUUUGUUUGUUGUUGUUUUUACAUGAAGCAAAAUUAAAUUGACCGUGAUUCCAUGUUGAGGAGCAAUAAAAGGAGAACACAUCCACAGGAAGUGGAUACCUUGUAUAGACAUGUUUACCUGUGGCAGGUAGACGUCAGUGGUCAGAGGUUUGUUUUGUUGUGUGACUGUAGUUUUUCAGAGCAUUUCUCUUCCUGGAACAAAAGAGAGAACAAUCCCAGCAGAACCAGUCUGACCACAUAUUUACUUGUUUCCUCCAUUCAGUUCUAUGAAACUGGGUGGAGCCAACAUGUGGCGAUAAAAGAGAGCUGAGUGGCUCAGACUAGUUCCAGUUGUCUCACUUCUCUGAAAGCAGAAACUUAUUCAGUCGCUGCUGCUUCGAAGAGAAAAUGGCUCAGAAAGAAGCCGAGCUUUAUUCAGAGAACAUCUCUUGUUCCAUCUGUCUGGAUCUCCUGAAGGAUCCGGUGGCUCUCUCCUGUGGACACAGCUACUGCAUGGACUGUAUUGAAACCCACUGGGAUGGAGAGGACCUGAAGACAACCUACAGCUGUCCUCAGUGCAGGAAGACCUUCACACCGAGGCCUGUCCUGGAGAAGAACGUCCUGUUAGCAGAGUUAGUGGAGGAGCUGAAGAACACUGGACUCCAAGCUGCUGCUGCUGAUCACUGCUAUGCUGGAGCUGAAGAUGUGUCCUGUGAUGUCUGCACUGGGAGGAAGAUGAAAGCCUUCAAGUCCUGUCUGGUCUGUCUGGUCUCCUACUGUGACAAUCACCUUCAGCCUCACUAUGAGUCUCCAGCCUUUAAGAAACACCAGCUGGUGGAGCCCUCCAAGAACCUCCAGGAGAACAUCUGCUCUCAUCAUGAUGAGGUGAUGAAGAUGUUCUGUCGUACUGAUCAGCAGUUGAUAUGUUAUCUCUGUUCUAUGGAGGAACAUAAAGACCAUGAAACAGUCAAGGCUGCAGCAGAAAGGACUGAGAAGCAGAAGACGCUUGAGCCAAGUCGACUGAACAUCCAGCAGAGAAUCCAGGACAGACAGAAAUAUGUGAAGCUGCUUCAACAGGAGCUGAAGGACAUCAGAGUCUCUGCUGAUAAAACAGUGGAGGACAGUCAGGAGAUGUUCAACGAGCUGAUCCAUCUCAUCCAGAACAGAAGCUCUGAGGUGGAGCAGCAGAUCAGAUCCCAGCAGGAGACCAAAGAGAGUCGAGUCAAAGAGCUUCAGGAGAAGCUGGAGCAGGAGAUCAGGGAUCUGGAGAGGAAAGACGCUGAGCUGAAGCAGCUCUCAGAUCUAGAAGAUCCCGCCCAGUUCCUCCACAAAUACCCCUCAGUGUCAGCACUCAAUGAGUCCAUACCUUCAUCCAGCACCAACAUCGGUAUUCAAAAGGACUUGGAGGACGUGAAAGCAGCUGUGAAAGAGCUCAGAGAUAAACUACAAGACAUUCUGAAGGACAUCUGGACAAACGUCUCAGUGGAAGUUACUGUAAUGGGAGGUUUACGGUCAGAACCAAAGACCAGAGCUGAAUUCUUAAAAUAUUCACGAGAAAUCACUCUGGAUCCAAACACAGCUCACAGCCAUCUGCUACUAUCUGAUGGAGACAGAAAAGUAACAUUAAUGAAACAACAUGAUCCGAUUCAGUCUCAUUAUCCAGACAGAUUCACUUUUGUUUUUCAGGUCCUGGGUAAAGACAGUCUGAUUGGACGAUGUUACUGGGAGGUGGAGUGGAGGGGAGGAGGAGGAGUUGAUGUCGCCAUUGCAAACAAUAGAAUCAGCAGAGAAGGAAGCUCACGAGAAUGUGGAUUUGGACUCAAUGAGAACUCUUGGGCUUUACGAUGUCACACCAGCAAUUCUAAAUUUAGGCACAAGAACACCGGAACUUGCGUCUCUUGUCCUCUGUCCUCCAGAAUCGGAGUCUACCUGGAUCACAGUGCAGGUAUUCUGUCCUUCCACAGCGUCUCUGAAACCAUGACUCUCCUCCACAGAGUCCAGACCACAUUCACUGAGCCGCUACAUGCUGGAGUUCGACUUUAUCAUUCUGGAAAUUCUGCAGAGUUCAUUAAACUCACAUAGUGUCAAAAACCUGGAUAUUAAUGUGCUAAAGAGUCAAAAGCCUGGAUAGUAAUGUACUGAAGUGUGAAAAACCUGGGUAUUAAUGUAAUAAAGGGUCAAAAAUGGAUAUUAAUGUAGCAAAGGGACAAAAACCUGGAUCUUAAUGUAGUAUAUUGUCUAAAACUUGGAUAUUAAUGUAGUAUAUUGUCUAAAACUUGGAUAUUAAUGUAGUAUAUUGUCUAAAACUUGGAUAUUAAUGUACCUAAGUAUCAACAACUUGGAUGUUAAUGUAGUAAAAAGUGUAAAACCUAUAUAUUAAUGUAUGAUACUGUAAAAACCUGCAUAAUAAUACACAACAUGGAGAAAAUGGUGAGGAAUCUUUAUGUUAAUGUACUAAAGUGUGAACUGAACUGUAAACUGUAAAAUAUCAAGCUGGUGAAUAAACUGUAACAUUCUGAAACUGUAAAAGUGUGAAAAUAACUGUCAAAAAUUAUGUUUUUUUUAGCUGGUUUAAAUCAACAAGGUUUUUGAUGUGGAAACUGUUGACAGUUUUGUUUUUUCAUAGUUAAUGACGUAAACUAAGACAUUUGUGUGGAGUGUUUACUAGUUAUUGCACCGUAUUUAUGCUAUGAAAUAACAGUUAAAAAUGUAUGACUUUUCACUCUUGAGCACACAUUUAUUCUGCAAUUCAACAGAAGAAAAAUCUCAAAAACAAUUUUCAGAAUUAUUUCUGUAUUUAUUUCCAAAUUCUUGAUGUGGAUUACUUACGGUUCUGUCCUCUUUUAAUACAGCUUUUUAAUACAUCAUGUACUUCAAAACUACUUUUGUGAUUUCAAUCAAUUUUAUUUGAAAAUUUGCAAAAUAAUCAACAAUCUGUAUUUUUUCUAAAUGGUGUUUCGUUUGGUUACAACAUUUGGAAUAAACUUCUCCCACAUAGCC